Messenger RNA from Dioscorea cayenensis subsp. rotundata (Guinea yam), 2079 nucleotides. Its product is annotated as probable receptor-like serine/threonine-protein kinase At5g57670. The record is from RefSeq and is a predicted model, not a curated record. The transcript has 11 exons. Bases 181 to 1950 code for a protein of 589 amino acids. Gene Ontology annotation, biological process: protein phosphorylation. NCBI's taxonomy places the organism in Eukaryota, Viridiplantae, Streptophyta, Magnoliopsida, Dioscoreales, Dioscoreaceae. Gene Ontology annotation, molecular function: protein kinase activity; ATP binding.
UUACAUUUCCAUCACCUUCUCAUUGCCAUUACCUUCUCUUAACUUCAUAAGCAAGCUUAUUUCAGUGGCAGCAUUCAUAUCCUUUCAUGACAAUCAAUGAGUAGGUCAUAGCUCUACAAAUUAGACUGUGCUCUCUUUGUGGAAAUUAACCAAAUUGCUUCAUCUUGUUAUUCUAUUGUUAUGGAUUCCAUAGAUGGUUGUGUCCUUUCUAUUACUAAGAUACUUGUUGGUGUUUCACUUGAAGUUCAUAGGAGCAAUGAACUUUUAUCUUGGGCAGUGGGUGUUGCUGCACAUCCUAAUGACAUAAUUGUUGCUUUGCAUGUUCUUGUUGACAAGGAUGAGAAGAAGCUUGAGAAGAGUAACCUGCAAAGGGCCAAGACUUCUGUGAUUAACAUGCUCGCAAACUAUGCAAAGAUUUGCCAAGCUAAACAGGUGCAAUUGGAAGCAAAGGUCAGGACCAGCUCUAGCAUAUCGAAAGGCCUAAUUGAGGAAGCAUUAUUGAUCGAGGCAAACUUUCUUCUUGUCGGGGGUGGUUGCUCAAAGAACUCUUCACAAAGGAAAUCAUUUGAGAUCACAAAUUAUUGCUUUAAGCAUGCUCCUGAAGGUUGCUUGGUCAUUGCAAUCGGAAGACAAGGCAUGCCACAAAAUCAAACUGAUAUGGCGUGUGUAACUUGUGAAGGUAAUAAUAACUCUGUAAGCUCAAGAUGGACUGGUAGAGAUGGUAACAAUCUAGUUAAGGCUUUGUUUCCUCUGCAAAAGCCCUUGGGUUCAAAGUUAAGGAAGGAUGACAAAUGCAGUGGAAGGCAUUGUCUUCUUGAGAUCACUGACGAGAAAGGCUCACCAAGAGGUGUUCUAGAGGAGUGCUCUAGUCAUUCAAGUAAUGAGAUCAAUGGAAAGCAUCAUAAUAAUAAUAAUAAUAAGUUCAUGAACAUUUGGAGUAGGUUAUCUACGACAAAGCUCUUGUUUCCUUUCUUUUGUUCCUCUAAUAGAACCGAGGAUGAUAAUCGGUUUUCACUAAGUAAAGAUGGACUAAGACCUUCAUGGAAGUGUUUCAAGUAUGAUGAGAUAUCAAGGGCAACUAUUGACUUCCAUCAGGAUAACAUAGUGGGAAAAGGGGGAUUUGCAGAAGUGUACAAAGGAACCUUAAAUAAUGGGAAAAAUGUUGCGAUAAAGAGGCUUGCUAAAGGCAAUAAUGCAGGUGAGCACAAAGAGAAAAUGUUUCUUAUAGAACUCGGCAUACUUGGGCAUGUUUUCCAUCCAAACACUGCCUAUUUAGUUGGUUGCUGCAUUGAGAAUGGACUAUAUCUGAUCUUUGAUUUCUAUCCAAAUGGAAGCUUGUCUUCAGCUUUGCAUGGAAGAAAUCCUAACAAUCUUGAAUGGCAUUUGAGAUACAAAAUUGCUCUUGGUGUUGCUAGAGGUCUGCAUUAUCUUCACAAAUGUUGCAGAAGACGAAUUAUUCACCGGGACAUCAAGGCAUCAAAUGUACUUCUCGGACCUGAUUUUGAGCCACAGAUUUCUGAUUUUGGAUUAGCAAAAUGGCUUCCAAAGCAAUGGACUCAUCACUCAGUACUUCCAAUUGAAGGCACAUUUGGAUAUCUGGCUCCAGAGUACUUCAUGCAUGGAAUAGUAGAUGAGAAAACAGAUGUUUUUGCCUAUGGAGUUCUUCUCUUGGAGAUAAUCACUGGAAGGAAGCCCAUAGAUUCAUCAAAACAGAGCUUGCUUUUAUGGGCAAAGCCUCUUAUUACACGUGGUAAAAUAGCCCAAAUGGCUGAUCCAAAUCUUAAGGGUAAAUAUGAUAAAGAUCAAUUGGAAAAGUUAGUGCUUGUAGCUUCAUACUGUGUCAGACAAUCAGCAGUUUGGCGUCCAACCAUGAAUGAGGUCUUAGAGCUUCUAAUGGAUGAGGAGGACAUUAAAUGUACAAAAGAAGAGGAUGAAGUAAUGCAAGCAUAACUUAUUUUUUUUAUUGUAAGGGAUGAUAUGAUGUAUGUAGAUCAGCCUGCAAUUAUUCCUAAUGCUUCUCAUAUUGUUUACACUUUGGUUGUAGUUAAUUAUCAAAAAUUUCAAUAAUAAAAUCUCUUG